AUGACGGACGACAAGCAUUACGACGCAACGCAUGAGGGAGAUGUCAUCGUAGAUGCAUUGUUGUGGGGUCGAGAAGGGCUUACAGUCAGUCUGGGCCGGGCUGUUCAACGCUGGGCGAUCAGCUGUUCGACUGAUCAGCUUGAACGGGCUGUCGAUGUUGAUGUGAUCGUGGAACGAGACUGGUGGCAUGGGACCCAUGGGCUAUCGGUAUGGGGAUCGGUCCCGGGUCAGGUUGAGUGCCAAAUAGAUGAAGUGAGAAAUGCCGAUGAUUACCCCGGCAGAGCGGGGUAUGACCCGGGGCCGACCUUGCUGUCUGGGUCUCCCGGAUCGCGCGCUAUCUAUUGGCGCGCUGUUCGCCUGCGAACGAGCGAGUGUCUUGCCUCGCGGCAUUCUGCCUGUACCAUACAGCGGCGAUUGGUCGCUCCCUCUUCCGACGUCAUGUUAAUACUUACAAGUCAGAAGGAUCGCUCUGUGAUCGACCGUAUUGGAACGGCUUUACGAGUCGCUCAAGAAGGUGCAUUCAGUCCUACACUAACUGAAUCACCUGAACCACCAACAUCUCCCAGUCAUCUGAAGCGUGCCGCUGCAUCUACUCUUGAUUCGGCUACCAGUAACAAGAAAGUCCGUUUUGAAGCCGAAACCGAAGACGAUCUCUCGGAUUCCGACAGUAGCUCACUUCAAUGCGCUACCGAAGAGACUACCAGUACCGGAUCCGUAAGCCCUCGUGUUCAUCCGAUUGGUUCAGUUUGUCUCGAUGAUGUAUUCUGUUCGGUUCCUGGUCGUCUAUCACUUCUCAGCAGCACAUGUAAAUACAAAGUUACUCUGGCUGAGAUACAAAGGCGUCUUUCACCUCCAGAGAAUUUGAAUGCAUCAAUUCUUGGUGGGAUACUUCGACGAGCAAAAUCGAAAAAUGGUGGCAAAGAAUUACGAGACAUGCUAGAUAAAAUGGGUCUCAGCCUACCAGUCGGUCGCCGCAAAUCAGCUACUGUUACACUACUUACAUCUCUAGUUGAAGGUGAAGCCACACAUCUCGCCCGUGAUUUUGCCUUCAUCACUGAGACCGAGUUUCCAGCUGCCAGCCUCGCUGCUCGUGUCACCGAUCAGCAUCGUAUCAAUAAUGAAAACAUGCAGAGACGUAAAGAGUGUCUGUCGAAUGCUGUGCAGAUUCUCCAGGAAUUCGUGGAUGUACUGAGUCUGUCAUCGCUGGGCGACGUGGUGAGCCCCGAAUCAAUUCAGGCCGAUCUUCAACAUUUCAGUCUAUGCACCCAUGGAUUUGGUGCCCCGGCAAUGAUUGCAUCAAUACAAGCAUGUCUCAAAUAUGUAAAAGCGUCUGUAGAAAACCUUACUCCAGUAAAUACGGUUCCCGCUUUGGAUCCCGACGAGAUCGACUUGGCGGCUCUCUAUCAGAAAAUACAAAUGAAGGGUGUGGAUUCAAGUGUCAUAAGAAGUGUACUUAACACUCCAACAAUGUUUAAUAUAUCAAAUAUACCCAAGUAA
Haemonchus placei is the source of this 1497-nucleotide messenger RNA. Lineage: Eukaryota; Metazoa; Nematoda; Chromadorea; Rhabditida; Trichostrongylidae. The record is from the annotation of a GenBank genome assembly.